Molecule: messenger RNA, 324 nt
Organism: Colletotrichum orchidophilum
Lineage: Eukaryota; Fungi; Ascomycota; Sordariomycetes; Glomerellales; Glomerellaceae
Exons: 1
Coding region: 1-324 (107 amino acids)
Source: RefSeq, a predicted model, not a curated record
AUGUUCCGCAUCGCCCGUCAAGGAGCAUCGUUUCUCAAACCGCCACGGCCCAUCCAGUACAGCACCAAUUCGCACUUCCCACGACAUCAUACAGUAUUACUCAAUCAUUGCUCAUUGUUUCUCAAUAUGGAAGAUCCCUUCGUUGACGACUUUUCCCCAUCCCGAGCCAACGUCUCCACAACGGAGCCCGACGAUGGCGAAAUACCAGAGGGUCUAGUAACUGCUCGACUACAGAAGUUCUCAAAGCAACCUUCUACGUGUGUAGUGAGCCGCAAGCCAUCACCUCUAGGCGCGAGGGAACGCGGGAGCACUUGGUCCGGCUAG